Messenger RNA from Acyrthosiphon pisum (pea aphid), 1384 nucleotides. RefSeq names its product TIMELESS-interacting protein (gene Tipin). The record is from RefSeq and is marked provisional. Gene Ontology annotation, molecular function: DNA binding. Gene Ontology annotation, cellular component: replication fork protection complex; nucleus. Gene Ontology annotation, biological process: DNA replication checkpoint signaling; replication fork arrest; replication fork processing. NCBI's taxonomy places the organism in Eukaryota, Metazoa, Arthropoda, Insecta, Hemiptera, Aphididae.
AAAGAUAGAAACUGGUAACCAUAGACAUAUAUAAACAAUUUAUAUAUGUCUAUGCUGGUAACUGAUCAGUGGUCCGAUCACAGAAUAGAAUUUGAUCGUCGUCAAUUAGCAGGAACGCAGGAUCAAUAAAAUUGCUCAAUCUGCCAUGACCGGGAAGCCCAAAGACCAAUACGAAUACGAAACCGAAAAUACCAUCCAACCAACUUUGACGGAUCGCCUGAACAAAUAUCUGUUGUGCGUCUAUUUGGAUCGUUUAAACGGAGAGGACAGCGGCUGUCAUAGUGGUGGUCGGCAAUUUGUUAGUGAAGACGACACGGCCGACGCUAAUACUGAAGAAGCAUAUUUUACUGAUUGACAACGCCGUUUAAAUUGCUUUUCGGCGGAUGCCAUUGCUGAUUUUUUUCCAGAUCGGCGAUGGACAUUUUUGAAGAUAAUGAAUUCGAAAAUUUGGUCGAAGAUCAUCAUCUCGAUGAAGAUGUGAAUAAAUACCUAGAACCGCAAGACAACGACGAUCAAAAUGAGGAAAAAAGAAUUGUUCCAGUGAAGAUCCGUGUAAGAAAUCCACAACCUAAAUUGAAUCCCGAAAGGUUGCGAGGUACUCGUGGGUUAUCUGUACUUCCAACAUGGUUUGAGAACAUUCAGUUGAAAGGUAAAGGUCAUGAAUCUGAAGAUCUCAAUGCUGUCAUAAACCGUCUAGAACAAUGGACUCAUAGAUUAUUUCCUAGAUAUACAUUUGAUGACUGUAUUGAUAAGUUAGAGAAAUUAGGGAAAAAGAAUGAAAUUAAGGUAAUGUUGAAACGAAUAAGGAUGGAUAUGGAUAUCAAUAAUUGCGUAACACAAGUUGAGGAUGAUGUGGUUGAACCAUCACCCUCUCAGAUUGAUAUAUUUGAUCAGAUUGCUAACACUGUAGAUAUAUUCCCAGUAACAUCUACACCAAGUGUCAGUAACACUGGAUUAACUGAAGAACAAAGACAAAGAAUGAUGCGAAACCGAAUGUUGGCUGAAGAAAGGCGGCAAGCUAAGAUAAGAGCUCGUCAAGAAGAAGAAGUAACAUUUACUGAAAAAUUUAGUAGCAUGUAAUGCUUCUUUCAAUGCAAAUCCUGUAUCUUUUGAUUCUUUGUAAUAUUAUUAAUAAUUUACAUUUGUCAACAGAUUUAUGUUCCAUAAAUCUAAGAAAAAUUAAUUUUUUUAAUUAAUUAUUAAGAAAUUAUUUGAAAUAUUCAAUCAGAAGAAAAUAAUUUUUUUAAUUGCGACCAUUGAUAUGUGAAAUAUUGAAGAAUCAAAUUAAUGAUAUAAAUAUUAUAAACUAUAAAGUAAAGUUUUUGUAUUUAUGUACUCUAAAUUGCCAUUGAUUAAAUAUACAAUAUUUAUAUAUUGUGAAAUG